CAACAAUAGACCUCGUUGCAUUUUUUCGUAUAGUUCAGUUGACGAUUUCGUGGGCUACUGCCGCGUCGAUAGUUUUUGGCGGGAAACCGUUUUCAUUAUAAUAUGAGAACACACAACGAUCUCAUGUGCCUUCAUCAUAAUGAGUCCCCUCGUAUGGUGUUUGCUUCUAAUUAGUAUCAAUACGGGCUCUGGAUCGAUGGAGUGUCCGACCACCGACGUUCAUUUUGAAAAGGUGAUCGGUCUGCGACCAACGUCUAACACCAGUCAGCAAAUGCUUUUGUAUAAGCCACGGGGAAACGCAGCAGACGAGCCCGUUACUUUGGACUGCAUCGCAAGCUGUAGCUCUAAAGAAAUUUGUCAAAGCUUCGUCUUGUACUACGAUACUGCCGAAUGCUACUGGUUCGAACACGGUCCGGAAGAGAAUGCGUCAUCUAACGUUACGGACUUGGAUAACAACGUCGCGUGGUUUGUCAAGACUUGUUUUAAAAUUGAUAAACCGUGCAACAAAUCCUGGAUUUUCGAGAGGAUACCUGGAGCUACAUUAAUUGGCAACGAUACGAAAAUCUUGCCCGGAAAAACAAGGAAGGAAUGUCAGCAAGGCUGCCUGGAAGAAACAUCUUUUCAGUGCAGAUCCGUAAAGUUUAAAAUUGACGAUAACGAAGUCGUACCGUCUGCGCAACUACGAGGAACAUGCAUACUCAGCAAUGCCGACAGGCAUCUGCUGCCUACUUCCUACCGAAUUUCUACGUUCGACGACGAAUAUUUUGAAAACCAAUGUACGGAUUUUUUGGACACCAAUAACACGAAUAAAGCUACGAGAAACGAAUUCUGCGCUUAUGAAGAAUACGACAACGUCAUAUUGGAUCACAGUGACGUCAUGUUCCGAGACAAAACCAAAGAAGAAUGCCAAAACUUGUGCGACCAAUCUUCGAGCUUCAACUGUAGAAGCUUCAGCGUGAUCAACGGAAAUACCAAUCGCUGCCUCCUGCACAGCGAAGACAGCAAAAUUCACGGGCCCAAACUUUUAAAAUCUCACGACCAUUCCAAAUAUUACGAGAGAGCUAGAUGUCUGAAUAUAAACGUUUCCUGCAGUGAGAGCUACGUGACGGUGAAAUACUCUCCGGAAAUUGAUUUUCGCGGGAAAAUCUACAUGCAGGGUUAUUCGGAAAACGGCGAGUGUUACGCAGUGGGUCAGGGAAAACAAACCGUCGUCACCUUGAAAUUAUCUUUUCUGACUAGUCAAUGCGGUAUUAUCAAAGCUGAUAGUCCCUAUAAUAGAACACUAUUGUCGGGAAGCAUGGUGAUUCAAUACAACCCUUUGAUUCAAACGCAGUCGGACAGGAUAAUUAAAAUUGGAUGCAUUUUCGGGAACGAAAGUCAAAUACUCAUAGGGACAGGCUUGAAAAUCACUUCAUCACUGCCAAACAAAGGGAGCACUUUGUUAAACACAUCCUCAAACGAAACCGUCUCACCCGUUGUAGAAAUGAAGGUGGUCGAUUUGAGCACUCAACAAGAAACCACGGAUACUCAAAUCGGUCAAGAACUACAGCUUCAAAUAGAACUUAAAGAAAAAACUAACGAGUACGACCUGUGGGCAAGCCACUUAAUAGCGAUGACCGAGAAAGGUGACGAGUCCAUUUUCUUAGUGGAUGAUAGAGGGUGUCCGACAAAUUUAAAAAUAUUUCCGCCGUUAAAGAAAGUGGUCGAAAAUGGUAAAAGAAGGUUGGAGUCUACCUUUCAGGCUUUUAAAUUUGCGUCGUCGCCCAUAGUGAGAUUCAGUGUGAUUAUUCAGUUUUGCCCAAAAGAAUGUCCUCAGAUCCAAUGUGACGAUGCUGGAAGAAAAAAGAGAGAAAUGAAAGGACAUUUGUUUUAUGGCGUGAAUAGAAAUGCAUCAAUAAAAACAAAUUUCACCGAUUCCGAAAAUAACUCGGCUAUAGUCAAUCAAAUGCCAUUGGAAUAUGUGAUGCUAGUUAGGGAUCCAAACACUCAUUCUGACCGACUGAUUGUUGGCGACAACAAGCUUCUGGUUGCUGGAUUUAACUAUGACACCAACGAGGUUUGUAUGGAUUACUCACUUGUCGUGGGUCUAACAGUAACAUGGAUCUUGGUUCAACUCAUUUUUAUAAUUUGCUGCCUUGCUCUAGUUAGACGUUACAGGAAACAUUACCAAGAUGAGUAUUUAAGAGCAUCAAUGGAAGAGAUUCAUAAAAAUUUUGGAUUGGGUUUCAAUAAUUUGGAAAAUAGGAGGGUUCGUUGGGCCGAUAAUGGUGAUGUAAAUGUAAUGUAAAAUAAAACUAUUUAAGUUA
Molecule: messenger RNA, 2306 nt
Organism: Cylas formicarius (sweet potato weevil)
Lineage: Eukaryota; Metazoa; Arthropoda; Insecta; Coleoptera; Brentidae
Exons: 10
Coding region: 140-2287 (715 amino acids)
Source: RefSeq, a predicted model, not a curated record